Polyodon spathula (Mississippi paddlefish) is the source of this 1136-nucleotide messenger RNA. Its product is annotated as adrenodoxin-like. Gene Ontology annotation, molecular function: 2 iron, 2 sulfur cluster binding. Bases 70 to 606 code for a protein of 178 amino acids. The transcript has 4 exons. Gene Ontology annotation, cellular component: mitochondrion. NCBI's taxonomy places the organism in Eukaryota, Metazoa, Chordata, Actinopteri, Acipenseriformes, Polyodontidae. Gene Ontology annotation, biological process: positive regulation of oxidoreductase activity; P450-containing electron transport chain. The record is from RefSeq and is a predicted model, not a curated record.
CUAAUUUCAAGGCUCUUGACUCUGUACUUAGACCUCCAGGCAGCCCCGGUUUGCAGACUCGGCAGCGAGAUGGCACGGUGUGUGGUACGGCUCCAGUCCCUCCUCUGUGAACCCGUGUUACAGCAUGUUUACUUGCUGGGGUCUGCGGUGACACGGAAUCUCUCACGCCCGCUGCCACGGGUGGCUUUACAGCGCAGAGACCUCCACACCACGCGGGGAGUUUUUAAAGACGCAGCCGAGAGCAGCAAAAUAACAAUCCACUUCAUCAACCAAGAUGGAGAGAGGACCACCACUACAGCGACGGAGGGGGAAAGCUUGCUGGACGUCGUGGUGAACAAGAAUUUAGAUUUCAGUGGCUUUGGUGCUUGUGAGGGAACACUAGCCUGCUCAACAUGCCACCUGAUUUUCGACAAGAACGUUUUUAACAAGCUGGAGCCCCUGGUGGACGAGGAGCUGGACAUGCUGGACUUGGCCUAUGGCCUGACUAACACGUCUCGUCUGGGCUGUCAGGUGUUUGUUCAGAAGUGGAUGGACGGGAUGACAGUUCAGGUGCCGCAAAAGGUGAAUGACAUCAGGAAGGCAGCCGCAUCAUCUUUGAAACAGUGAGAGAGAGGAAGGCAGCAGAAUCAUCUUGUUUAAUGAGAGAGCUCACACUUCAUACUGCUGCUGCUGCUGCUGCUGGUGCUGACAUUGUUUCUGUGUCCUGAGUUGCUCCUAAUUCUCCAACACCCACAGCAUGCAUUUUACACUUUGUAUUAAGAUCUGACCUUUAAGAGGCUUCCCCAGAAAGCCACAGUAUUCUCACCUCUUUAGCAACCACUUACCUGCCUCCUCCACCUGACCUGGUAACCAGCAGCCCUCACUAACCCAACCCAGUGCCCCUGAUAUUUCUUCUUAGUGUGCUGUGUGCAUGUAAAAAAAAAACUGAAAAACAUUGAACUUUUCCUUAUUUAUCCAGGUCGGAAUAUAAUAAAAGUUUCCUCGGGACAUUUCUGUGGUGACAAACUCCCAUGUUCAGAUUAACUCGCCAUGCAUGCAUUAUAAAGACCAUUAAUGUGCAUCCAUUGCUUAGAGGUUUUCAAAGAUAUUGCAAGCAUCAUUUGUGCUGAUGAAAUGUAAUCAUUAAACUCUAUUUA